AGAGACACGAGAAGUGGCGGUCAUAGUGCGCAUUUCUGGGCGCUCGCGAGAUCCGCUGGUCGGACGGAGAAGCAAAAAACACUGAAUUAACCAUGCACUGCACAACCAUGCAAGCCCAGGGCAGAGAGAGAGAGAGACAGAGGGAACGAGAUAGACAGAGAAAGCAAACUCUGAUUGGGGAAUGACUACAAUGGCGCCGCGUCUCGCUGUGCACUUUGGCCUUUCAAGCUUCGCUUGCAGGCGGAAUGAUAAGUAUGUUUUUUGGUGCGGCGACAAACUCGGCGACUGAGGCAUCAAGCCGCGAAGCUACCUUACGCGCCGUGCCCUCGAGAAGAAUUGCAGCGUCAACCACGAAGAAUGGCUGUCCUGCGUGCGAUGGCUGUGAAGACAAAAGCUUUUGCGGCAGCAGGCGCAAACCAGAGAGGAAGGAGCGCGAGAAAGUGAAACACUGGCAAUCCAGGGACGCUGGAUCCGGAUACGGGCGAGCCUACAGCGUACGCUACGAGAGGGAGGAAGAGGAAGAGGAGGAGGGGGAGGAGGAGGAGGAAGAGAUCAUGACGGGGGAAGAGGAGGGGUAGCCGCCGCAGCAGUACAGUCGAAAGAAGAGGGGGAGGAAUGUGAACCUUUACGGCGUCGCCAAGCCUCCAGAGCUUCCGCGAAUGACUUGCAGACAGAGACGUGCAGAAGUACGUACGCAUUGCCGAAUUACGCCUUGCGCGUCACAUGACGCCGCAGCCACACCUCAGGGACCGCAAUCCGGAACGCACCGAAGCGCAAUCCAACGAUCCCUUGCGUAUUCAAAUCCUGCCGCAAACCUGCACCGUUUCAAGUUUA
Molecule: messenger RNA, 834 nt
Organism: Prorocentrum cordatum
Lineage: Eukaryota; Dinophyceae; Prorocentrales; Prorocentraceae
Source: the annotation of a GenBank genome assembly